AGAAGGCGGGUUGUCACGUUUCUACAAGCCUUUCAGUGAGAAGGGAAACCUUGCCUAAGUCCUCGUAGUUGAGAAAUCUCUAAGAGGUGAAGCUGAACCCAGAUCUACACAUACAGCUAAUCUUAUCAAAAUGUGUGAAAGUAAAGCAAUCUGAAGGAAAUUCAGUACCAUGCGGUGUACUGACUGAAAUACAUCACAUUGCUCAUACCAAGAAUAAGAGUGGAGAACGACCAUUUUUUUCCUGCUAAAAUGGUGGAGGCAGAAGAGCAACAGCCAUGGAAGACGGACUUCUAUUCUGAAUUGCCAAAAGUGGAACUUCAUGCCCACUUGAAUGGAUCCAUUAGUUCUCAUACCAUGAAGAAAUUAAUAGCCCAGAAGCCAGAUCUUAAAAUCCACGAUCAGAUGACUGUGAUUGACAAAGGAAAGAAAAGAACUUUAGAAGAAUGUUUCCAGAUGUUUCAAACUAUUCAUCAACUUACUAGUAGCCCUGAAGAUAUUCUAAUGGUCACAAAAGAUGUCAUAAAAGAAUUUGCAGAUGAUGGUGUCAAGUACCUGGAACUAAGGAGCACACCCAGAAGAGAAAGUGCUACCGGAAUGACUAAAAAGACUUAUGUGGAAUCUAUACUUGAAGGUAUAAAACAAUCCAAACAAGAAAACUUAGACAUUGAUGUUAGGUAUUUGAUAGCAGUUGACAGAAGAGGUGGCCCUUUAGUAGCCAAGGAGACUGUAAAACUUGCCGAGGAGUUCUUCCUUUCUACUGAGGGUAUAGUUCUUGGCCUUGACCUCAGUGGAGACCCGACUGUAGGACAAGCAAAAGACUUCAUGGAACCUCUUUUAGAAGCUAAGAAAGCAGGUCUGAAGUUGGCAUUGCAUCUUUCAGAGAUUCCAAACCAAAAAAAAGAAACACAAAUACUCCUGGAUCUGCUUCCUGACAGAAUCGGGCAUGGAACAUUUCUCAACUCCGGUGAGAGAGGAUCCCUGGAUCUGGUGGACUUUGUGAGGCAACAUCGGAUACCACUGGAACUCUGUUUGACCUCAAACGUCAAAAGUCAGACAGUUCCAUCUUAUGACCAGCACCAUUUCGGAUUCUGGUACAGCAUUGCCCAUCCUUCUGUGAUCUGUACUGAUGAUAAGGGUGUUUUUGCAACACACCUGUCUCAAGAGUACCAGCUGGCAGCUGAAACAUUUAAUUUGACCCAGUCUCAGGUGUGGGAUCUGUCUUAUGAAUCCAUCAGCUACAUCUUUGCUUCUGACAGCACCAGAUCUGAACUGAGGAAGAAAUGGAAUCACCUGAAGCCCAGAGUGUUACAUUUUUAAGCUGUAAUGAGGUGAACUACUUCUGAGUAUGUGUUGCAAUCAAGGUCCUGCCAUAUCCCACUUAGUGAAACAGUCCACCACUCCUUGGAAGCAUAGCAGCGAAGUUCCUUGUGCUCUAUCACCAGCACCUUAUAUGUGGCAGGUACUCAGUAAAUAUGUGUCUUCAACUGACUCACAAGCUCUCAGGUGCUUACUGGGUGGGAUUUGACUGUUGUUGCUAAUUAAAUCCCCAUUCCACCAGUGAUUAUUGCGACUCAGUAGUCCUUCCCCAUUAGUGAUCAUAAAACUUCAGGGAAAUCAAAGUUUCUCAUCAGGAAAUGUUUUGGAAUUCCUAGUAUAAAGUUAGGAAAGGGGGGAAAUUAGGUUACUGCCAAGACCUUUAAGCCUUCUAAACAGCUUUAUAUUUUAUUGUGUUUACCUUCAUCAGACUCCCUUCACUUGCUUUAAGUUUUUAAAAGUAUUCCCCAGCCAGAUGUGGUGGCUUAUGCCUGUAAUCCCAGCACUUUGGGAGGCCAAAGGGGGCAGAUUGCUUGACCCCAGGAGUUCAGUACCAGCCUAGGCAACAUGGAGAAACCCUGUCUCUACAAAAAGAAACAAACAGAAAUUAGCCAGGCACGGUGGUGCACGCCUGUAGUCCUAGCCACCAGGGAGGCUGAGGUGGGAGGAGACCUGAACCCAGGGAUGUUCGAGGUUGCAGUGAGGUGUGAUGCCACAGCACUCCAGCCUGGGUGACAGAGUAAGACCCUGUCUCAAAAAAAAAAAAAGUAUUCUCCAAGAUCCCAAGACCAUUGACACCAGGUCACAUUGUAUACCAGGGAUUGUGUGAAUGCCUGGGGAUGACCCUAGUGACAGACAAAGCUAGUUGCUGAGAUCUGGUUUUGCCCUCUUUACGAUUGUCCCAUCAGUACUAGAAAGAGAUUGAAGUCAUUGCUCCAAUUUUGGAAGAGGAGAGAAUAACUGGCUGAGGGGUGAGAAAGACAGAAAUAGCUGCAGCUUUCUUUUUUUUUUUUUUUUUUUUCCGUUCCAGCACAGGCUCUCACUCUGUUGCCCAGGCUGGAGUGCAGUGACUUGAUCACAGAUCACUGCAGCUUUCAGUUUUAAAAACAGCUUCUAUUACAUUUUCUUUGUGGAAGAUUAUUUCCACCUUAGUACUCACUUUCUGGUGGGUCUAAAAGAUACCUCUAGUAGUGGCAACAUUGUGUUAAGUAGAGUUCAUUGGGCCUGUUGUAACCCUACCACUACAGGAUGGACCACUGGUGCAGGCUUACAAAACACACAUACUGGGACCAUUUCAGCUGAAGACAAGGGACAAACUAAGACAGUUCUGAAAGGUAAAAAAAAAAAAAAAGCAAACAAAAAACGAGCGUAUUAGAUACCAAGUAUGCUUGAAUUGCUUUUGCUCUUUAGAAUGUGGUGUUUCCCUGGUAUCAUAAGAAGUUAAAGGCCUGAUUGACAACCCUAAAUUUAACAUUACUAAGGUUUUCUGAUAGGUUUCUGUGAUAUCGUAAAGUAUAUUUGGUCUUUGACCCUGUUUCCUGGCAUACUGCUCCUAAAAUCCUUAAUGUCUCCAGAAUGAUGCCUUUUUGUAUCUGAUGAGUUGACUGCUGGCUGGCAGCCCCUACUGGAAAGACCAAGGCAUGAUUAGAGUUGGGACUUUCAGUCCUCCCCCAAACUCUUGGGAGAAGGGCUGAAGGUUAAGUUGAUCACCAGUGACCAGUGGUAAUCAUACCUUCAUAAUGAAACCUCCAUAAAACUCCAGAAGAACAGAUUUUGGAGCACUUCCAGGUAACUGAGCAUGUGGCGGUCCGUAGAGGGUGCUGUACCUGAAGAGGGUAUAGAAGCUCCUGUCCCUUCCCACAUGCCUUGCUCUAUCCAUUUCUUCAUCUCUAUCCUUUGUACUGUCCUUUAGAAUAAACCAGUGAACCUAAGUGUU
Messenger RNA from Cercocebus atys (sooty mangabey), 3250 nucleotides. RefSeq names its product adenosine deaminase-like (gene MAPDA). The record is from RefSeq and is a predicted model, not a curated record. The transcript is spliced from 11 exons. Gene Ontology annotation, molecular function: adenosine deaminase activity. Gene Ontology annotation, biological process: inosine biosynthetic process; adenosine catabolic process. The coding region runs from base 250 to 1317 and encodes 355 amino acids. Lineage: Eukaryota; Metazoa; Chordata; Mammalia; Primates; Cercopithecidae.